AUGGGAUCAUCUCAACCGCUAACGCCAUCCCUGACCUUAAUUGAUCAUCUAACAAGUGUUACCAGGAACCCCAGUAGGCUUCAUUCUUCCACACCCCAAAAAUGCUCCCAAAUCCACUAUGCAAAUAGUUGUCUUGCUCAUAGAUUCCCCUUUCUCCCUUAUUCUUUCUCUCCUCCUCCUCGUCCUUCUCUUCCGCUUUGCCCUCAUCUUUCUCUUUCUCGCCCUCCUCUUCCUUCUUUGUUCCCACUUGGUUUUCAUCCUCUUCGACCUUCUCUAACUUCAAUGGCCGCUCCUCAAGAUGCUGCUGCUGCUGCAAGUGACUCCUCCCAGCCUUCCGAAACUAAAACGAUAAGGGUUGUGAUAAAGGGUAUGGUUCAGGGUGUGUUCUAUAGGAACUGGACAGUAGAGAAUGCCACUGAGCUUGGCUUGAAAGGCUGGGUUAGGAACAAGAGGGCUGGCUCAGUGGAAGCUCUUUUCUCCGGGAGCCCAGAUUCUGUUCAGGAGAUGGAGCAGAGGUGUCGUCGUGGUCCGCCAGAAUCCAUGGUUACCGGCCUACAGGUGUUCCCUUCCGACGAUGAUCCCGGCACCGAAUUCGAGAAGAAACCGACAGUCUGAUCAGACAACGCUUAGAGAAGCCACCUUCAUUCUAUAUCGGCAUGUAUAGUAUUCUUCCCGUAGGAAUAAAGUAGCCAAGUCGUUGUCGUCGUCAGUUAAAUGGGAUGUUAAGGAAGAUUUU
Messenger RNA from Hibiscus syriacus, 736 nucleotides. RefSeq lists its product as uncharacterized. The coding region runs from base 1 to 615 and encodes 204 amino acids. Lineage: Eukaryota; Viridiplantae; Streptophyta; Magnoliopsida; Malvales; Malvaceae. The transcript is spliced from 2 exons. The record is from RefSeq and is a predicted model, not a curated record. Gene Ontology annotation, molecular function: acylphosphatase activity.